UCUUCUUCUCAUUUCUUCCCGCUGCAGCCACCCGAAGAAAAAAGAGGGAACCCGGCACCAGCCUUGAGGAAAACCGGUAGAGAGCUUGAUUUUUCCCUUCUUUUCUUGCUCUAGAACUGAAAAUGGAAGCGAGAAAUUUUCCCCCCUGCAAGAAGCUUCCGGAUCUGCUCUGCUCUUCCCUCUGCUGUCCGCCGGCUGCUCUUGUUGUGGGUGCGAAUUCUGGGCAUUUUCCGACCCGUGAGCUUUCCCUGCAGCUCGCCGCCGGCCUCUUCCCCCCUGCAGCUUCGGUUUCUACAGCUGGAGAAUUAUGUGGUGGCGGGACUAAACCCGUUUUACACGAGCAUGACUGAUUUGAAGUGAAAUGUUUAUGCUUUUCAUUAAAUUGAGCAUGCCUAC
Molecule: messenger RNA, 396 nt
Organism: Rubroshorea leprosula
Lineage: Eukaryota; Viridiplantae; Streptophyta; Magnoliopsida; Malvales; Dipterocarpaceae
Source: the annotation of a GenBank genome assembly